Messenger RNA from Oppia nitens, 1647 nucleotides. RefSeq names its product putative glucosylceramidase 4. Gene Ontology annotation, biological process: glucosylceramide catabolic process. The coding region runs from base 54 to 1640 and encodes 528 amino acids. Lineage: Eukaryota; Metazoa; Arthropoda; Arachnida; Sarcoptiformes; Oppiidae. The record is from RefSeq and is a predicted model, not a curated record. The transcript is spliced from 4 exons. Gene Ontology annotation, molecular function: glucosylceramidase activity.
UUAUAUUAGUUAUUUAAUUAUACUUUUAGGAAACCUUAGUAUUAGUUAUUAUAAUGAUACUAAACUACACAAUUGUAUUGCCAACUGUCCUAUUGUUGAUACAGUUGUUAAACUGUAAAACAGUAGUGUCUUCAGCUGGUUUAGAGCCGGACUGUAAAAAUCACAAAACAGGUUACGACAGUUUUGUAUGUGUCUGUACUGAGUCGGAGCCGUGCGCUAAAAUCGAGACACCGGUGCGUACGGCACCCGAUGUAGUGAACAAUUGGUUUUCGAGUCGUGACGGCGCCCGACUACGCAAACAGACACUCAAGUUUGGCGAAAAACUCGACAGUACUACUGGUAAUGGCGCUCAACUACAUGUCAAAGUAAACCGUGAGAUCAAGUAUCAGGAGAUAUUGGGUUUUGGCGGUGCCUUUACCGAUGCCACCGGUAUUAAUCUGAAAGCAUUGGGCGAUAAAUUGGGUGAUCAGGUACUAUACGACUACUUUAGCAAAGAUGGUAUCGAGUAUAGUGUAAAUCGGGUGCCAAUCGGUGGCAGUGACUUUUCAGCGCGCGGUUAUGAAUACGAUAACAAUGUUGAGGACAAAACACUGGCCAAUUGGAAACUGGAACGGGAGGACUAUGACUAUAAGAUACCAUACAUUAAAAGGGCUAAAGAGUUGGCCACACAUGAGAUCCGUUUAUUUGGUAGUCCCUGGUCUGCACCUAAAUGGAUGAAAACCAACAAUGAUAUCGCACACGGAGGUACUAUUAAGGGAGAUGUAGGCACUGAGUACUGGCAGAUAUACGCAAAAUAUCUUGUAAAAUACCUGGAUGAGUAUAAAAACAAACAUAACAUAACUCAUUGGGGUCUAACUGUACUCAAUGAACCAGUGAUAACCAUAAGGUAUAACUCAAUGCAUAUAAAUUCAACACAAAUGCGCGAUUUUAUGGCCAAAACAUUGGGUCCGGAACUGGAACGGAGCGGUUGGGCGACUGGUGUCGACCGGGGGUUUCGGGUAAUGACAUGGGAUUGGAAUCUCGACUCAAUUGACGACUACACCAGUACUGUGUACGCCGAUACAGGAGCUGCCAAAUAUAUAGCCGGCACUGCAUUUCAUUGGUACGAAACCAAAACAUACGAACCACUGGACAGACACUAUAGCAAGCGAUCCGAUAAGUUUCUGUUAUCUACCGAAGCCUGUAUUAGAGGUGGCGUAAAGAUAGGCCUAUGGAAUUCAGCGGAACAGUAUGCUUACGAUAUACUAUCUGUAUUAUUACAUUAUUCAAUUGGUUGGGUAGACUGGAAUAUGGUGUUGGACACACAGGGUGGUCCCAAUUGGGUGCAAAACUAUGUAGACGCACCCAUACUGGCCAAUCCAGACAAACACGAGUACUACCGACAGCCGCACUUCUAUGCAUUGGCUCAGUUCAGUAAGUUUAUUAAACCGGGAUCUGUUAGAGUCGACACACAAGUAGUCAAACAGGAGGCCAACAAUGCACUCGUCGGUGCCUUUCGUACGCCAAACAACUCGACAGUUGUGACGGUUGUCAACAACGGUGACACCGAUAUUGUGUUUACUUUGGAGGACUCGAAAGCCGGCAAACUUUUGAACACAAUUACGAAAAAGUCAAUUCAAACCUAUGUUUACUACGAUUAGUAUUUUA